Messenger RNA from Macrosteles quadrilineatus (aster leafhopper), 5831 nucleotides. RefSeq names its product zinc finger E-box-binding homeobox protein zag-1-like. NCBI's taxonomy places the organism in Eukaryota, Metazoa, Arthropoda, Insecta, Hemiptera, Cicadellidae. The transcript has 8 exons. Gene Ontology annotation, biological process: regulation of transcription by RNA polymerase II. The record is from RefSeq and is a predicted model, not a curated record. Gene Ontology annotation, molecular function: RNA polymerase II cis-regulatory region sequence-specific DNA binding; DNA-binding transcription factor activity, RNA polymerase II-specific. Bases 466 to 2988 code for a protein of 840 amino acids.
UUCGUGCGUCGACACUACGUCUGUUCCCCUCUGUCUUUCCCCCUUUUCCCCCACUUUUCCUCCGUAUUCCACGCACGUUAUUUAUUGUUUCGAUUGUUUCGCGUUUCAUCUUCGGACAGUGAAACAAAAUAGUGUACAAUUUUACUUCGCUUUAAACAUUGUUGACACUCGAAAUAUUUGUUUGGUAGUUAGUUACUUUCCGGCCCCUCUCUAGUCUACAACCAAAACUUAAUGUAACUUUUUUUUAGUUAAGGAUUAGAUAGAUAAGUAAAUAGUUAACAGUUUUUGCUAGUGUUUGGGUGUUUUCCCGUGUGAUGCAGUCGUUUUGUGAGUUUUGUACAAUUACACAACUUUGACUUUCCCGCUAAUGUGUUUGUAAGCUGUAUGCCCGCUCGAUCCAAGAAAGCUUGAUGGGAGGUGCUGUGCUUUUGGAAAAGUGUUUCUUUUGGAUGAUCUUAGUUGGAAAUGUCUUCUUUAGUGGAGUUUUCGCCGAUGGCCAACAGAGGGAGAAGAAAGCAAGCGAAACCUCAACGGAAAAACGUUGAGGCGGGGGAGGGUGCGGCAGAGGCGGAGGCCCCCAUGUCCCCAGACGUCGAGAUUCGCGUCAAGAUCGAACACGAGAGUUCCGGAGACGAGAGUUCGCAGGAGUUGCGAGAGUUCCUCGGACGGACCGACACCGUGGUGGUCUACCCGGAGGAUCCGCAAGGCAUACAACAAAAUACAGUGCCCGUCCCCAAGGAUCGUGCCAGUCCAGAAGAAGACAACUUCAUCAAGUGCUCCUUCUGCGGCCAAGGGCUCCCCAGCUUCCUGGCACUCAAGGAGCACGUUGAUGCUCAACACCCUGGAGGUGCCUUUCCCUGCGUCCACUGCGCCGCCACCUUCCCCUCUCGUGAUCAGCUAGACAAGCACGAACUGCUGCACACUGCUAACCAGCAAGUGUCGUGCAAAGUGUGCAACAAGACUUUUGCCAACGUGUAUCGUCUCCAACGCCACAUGAUCAGCCAUGACGAGAGUGCAGUCCUCCGCAAGUUCAAGUGUCCAGAAUGUGAGAAAGCCUUCAAGUUCAAACAUCACCUCAAGGAGCAUAUUCGGAUACACAGCGGUGAAAAGCCAUUCAAGUGUAACAACUGCGGAAAGCGCUUCUCUCACUCUGGCUCCUACUCCAGUCAUAUGACCUCCAAGAAGUGUCUGGUAAUGAACCUAAAAGUCAACCAGCGAGGCCUCAACCGAGCAGUAGAUCUCAAACAUCAAACCUCCGUGCAACUCUCUGCUUUCAGGAGUCAACCUCCAAUGCCCAAAAGAUCACCUACAAACAACAACAACAAUUUUCCACCUAUCCUCCCCAAGUACAAUGAGGCAACAUCUGCAUUUCUAUCAAAUUUUCCACCUCAACCUAAUAGCGGGAUGCAUCCAUUUUUCUUCCCACCAUUUAAUCAUCAGAACAGUCCUUACUCUUUAAACAACCUGAUAGAGCAGUUCAACAGAACCCCUCCUCCCAGUCAGUCGGAAGUCAAGAUCAAAGAGGUUGAAAAUGAAUCGCCAGAAAAGGAACCAAAAAGUGAAGUAAAGAUUAAAGAAGAAAUAAGAGACGAGAAAGAAUGUGAGGAAGAUCAGAAGUCUUCAAGUUUUCAGGAGAGACAAUCCUCAGGAAUCAACAGUAAUGGAGGUGACUUAGAGGAGGUAAAGAGGAUCUUAGAAACCGUCAGUGCAAGGGUAACCAAACAAUUUCUUCAAGAGAAUAUGCAAAAGCUCUCUCCAGCUUCAUGUAGUUCAGGCUGUCCGAGUGUGAAAAGUGAAGCUGCGACUCCUCCUGCAGAAGAGAGACCAGACACACUCUCAUGUCGGUUCUGCCAUAAGAUCUUCACAUCUGGAAUAGAACUACACCAGCACGAAAGGUACCUCUGCAAUGGAGAUGACCAAAAAAGUGAAGGGUUAGCUGCAAAGUUAGAAGAUGUUGCCACCAAAACAGAAACAGUCAGUUGUAACGGAGUAAGUUAUAGUGGAAGUGAAGAUGAAACAAGAUCUCGGGAACUGAUGACAGAGGAUGAAGACGGUGAAGUAGAUCAAGACGGAAGGAAAGUCAGGGUUAGAUCUCAAAUUUCGGAAGAUCAGUUGAUAAUCUUGAAACAAAACUACACCCUGAAUCCUCGCCCUAAAAGAGAAGAACUUUCGAGGAUUGCUGAGCAUGUAGGGUUGGCUGUGAGAGUCGUUCAAGUAUGGUUUCAGAACAAUCGUGCCAGAGAUCGUCGAGAGGGCAGACUGGUUCAUGUUCCUUAUGUUCCUCAAACUACUUGGUUCCCUGCAGAUUCUCCACCUUUGUCUUCAGAGCAGCCUCUGGAUCUCUCUACAAAGAAGUCACAAGGGUCGUCUCCAGUUGGGUCUGAUUCAGAGGAGGCUAUAAAUUUGACUCAGAAGCCCCAGCUGUUCAUUCGACCCAUGUACCAACAACGGUCACCUUCACCUCUAGACUCAAGUAAAUUGGCCAGGAUGUUGACACAACCAGUUCUCAGCAGGUUCUCAACGAAUGGUGGAUCACCAUUGGGUAUGGAUCGGUUGUGGAUGGCCAGCAGAGAUCAGGCCGCCUCCAGAUCACCCCUUCCUGCCAUAGCUCUCUACAACGGAAACACUUCCCCCUCCCCUACGUCCGACCUGUGGUGGAAAAGGAACCUGGUAGAAAGUGCAGAAGCUGACGAGUUCAUCACUUCGGAUUUGUCUGAUAUCCGAGACCGAGAACGGAGCAGUUUAUCCAGUGGUGGAGCAGUCAAGAGGCCUAAGCCGGAGUCAGAGUCAGAUGGUCAGAGGCCCCACAAGUGCGAUGUUUGCAUGAAGGCGUUUAAACACAAGCAUCACCUAACGGAGCACAAGCGACUUCACUCAGGCGAGAAGCCCUUUCAGUGUACAAAGUGUCUGAAACGGUUUUCUCACAGCGGGUCCUACAGCCAACACAUGAAUCACCGUUACUCCUACUGCAAACCUUACCACACAUGAGACUGAGAUUCCCUCCCCCUCCCCCUUCCUGUACCACUCCACCUUCCUCUGCCCUACCCGUAUCACUACCCUUUGCAAAACCACCUCGAUUACAUCCAGCCUCAAUGAUUUUCGGACACAUUAUUUUAGAGGUAUUUGGUAGACUUUCUUUGUCUUUUAUCGCUGAUAUUUUGAGGUUUAAGACUUCCUAAUGUCAUUUUGAUAUUUUUUAAUGUUAAAUUUUUUUAAAGUAAUAACGAUAACAAAAUCACGAGGUUGUAAAUAUGAUCUUGAUACUAAUCUGGUAUUUGUCUUACUUCGUAAUGUCCGAGGAUCGUUGAAAAAUGUUGAAAUUAUGACCUUUUUCUCAUAUCCGUAGCUUUCCACGUAACCUCGCCUUUUCCAAUACUCCUUGGCAUAGCUUAUGUGUUGCUUAAUGUAAAAUGUUACCUAUAUAAGUACGGUAAAGAUAUUUUUCAGAAAUCUAUCUGUAUAUAUUAAAGUGUACCUGUUCAACUUCGGUGGUGACCUAUUACCUAAUAAUGUUGCCACAGGCCAGUUACGUUUAGAAACACUUUUGCAACAAAAUUUAUUAAUUGUAAUUGUUACUUGUUGGGAGAAAGCAGAUGGUUUAUAAUUCAAGGACUGGAUAUCGGUGUAGAACUUUUUAUCCGCAGUCUUCCAGGAAAUGUUUCUUUUGACGGAUAUUUCAGAAUUUCGUGAUCUCAAUAAAAUUAUUUCUUCAAUAAGGUAUGGAAUGUUCCUGAUGUAUAAAGAGAUGUUUGUGAAACCGUUCGGUGUCAACUCCCCAAAUUUUAGUGUUUGGAUAUGUUCUGACGGAAGUGUCUUUUCGUCAAAUUGUGUUUUAACACUGUUAAACGAACCGGUCAUUGAGGUUGACCCCUGAGUGUAAAUAUUAUCGUAAAUUGACAAUACAUUUUAAAGGAAACGACUCAAUUGCAGUGGUUAUUCAUGCCCAUGUGUGUAUCCGAUCAGUGCGGUUCCUCCUUUACUGUAAACAUUUCUAAUAAUCAGUCAUUCAUAUUGUUGGUCAGCAUUUCUUUUAUUCUAGUCGAGUUUUAUGCAGACGUUUUUCCACCAUUUGACCGUAUCCCAAAGAGCUUUUUAACCUAAUAAAUGUGUCAAAAGUGUCACUGAUUAUCGCCAUUCCUUGUAGGUUAGGACGUAAGUUAUGGUAAUUGUAAGUAUGUACAACAAGCAUCAUUCAUGACAAUAAAAUAACCAAUAUUUUUAUCAAUGUUAAUAUUAAUUUAACAGCUGUUAUUAAAAAUAUUAAUAUCAAACGUGUUUUGGUGGCCAUUUUCAGUGACUUUGUGAUUUUGGACAACUAAGUAAAUAUAUUUGUUAAAUACAUUAGCUGAACUUUUCUUAUUAGUCAAUUUAACUAUUUGUUACCAUAAAUAUUUUUGAGACGUUUUACUUUCAAACAAGGACAGUAUGGAGUAUUCAAAAAUUAUCAACUGACAUAAGAUUUGUUCAGAUUAAAACUUUUCUAACAUUAGCGUUUAGUUUUCAUUUUUAUUAAACAACAAAGAAAUCGUAUACAAACACCACUUACCUGAAAGUGGCCACCAUAUUACCUAUUACGUGAUAUUCUUUUGAUAUUUGAAUCAAAUAGUUUGUGAAUUAAAUCACGCUUGCAAGACAAAGAGGUGUAAGUACGUAUGAUAAUCCUAAGUAAUUAUGCCUCUUCGUCUUGUUAGCUACGAAAUGUAGAGGAUGCGGACCAUAAAAUUCAACUAUUAAAUAAACAAAAUCUUUUGUGAAGGUGUAAAUAGUUUCUGUGCAGUGUGCUUUGUAUUAUUACUGUAUAUAUUUUAAUAUGUAAAGUCAUUUGACUCAUUCCUGUCUUCAAGCAUACUUAUUAUAUAGUUUGUUAAAUAUAAUUCUUAAAUUAUUUAAGCUUUUGAGUUCAAUAUAAUUUUAUCUAUGUUUUGCUUUUGAGCAUACCAACAAAUUCAUUGCCAAUGUCUUUUUGUGACGUAUGAACAGAAAUAGUUUUUGGUUAAAGGGUUUAUUAAAAAAGUAUUGUAUUUUAAAAUUUGAUCGAUAUAGUUUUAUGAAAUGUAUCCAGUAUUAGUUUAUUCUUACACUUGUCUCUGAUGAAUACAGUAGUGAUGUACUUAUGAAAAAAUGUUAUCAAUCAUUUCCAUACAAACAUUUAUGAACUAUUUGUGCAAUAACAUUGAUCUCAAAAAUCAAAAAUUGAUUUCUGUUCAUCUUGGGUUUAUGUAUUUUUGUGCUUCCAUAGCCCUUUUGCUAAUGUUAUUACAGAUCAUAGAUUUAUAUAUUAUUUCUGUAAAUUAAAAAAUAUAUAAAUAUAUAUAUCGGGGGGGAGAUUCUAUAAUGUAAGAGAGAUUUUAUUGUAUUGUAUGUGUAGUUUGUAUUGUAGGCAUUUGUUUUUCUUAACAAAAAUGUAAGGCUCAUUUAUAUAUGUUUUGUUUUGUAUAUUUUUAUGAUUUAUGAUUUAGUUUUCCAUGACAUAAAUAUAGUUUAUGGUUUAGGCGGAGUUUUCUUUUCUGAGAACAAGUGUUUACUUGUUAUCAGAAAAUGUGAACAUACCUAUGAAACCUAGCAUAGCUAGUUCCACCAAAGAAGAUGUAUAUGAGUUUAUUUUUGUGCAAUAAGAUAAUUGCAAUUAUUUUUUGAUUUUACGUUUAUCGUCUUUAUUUUAUAUUUUGAUUUCGUAAAUAUAAUUAGUUGUAAAUUUGGUAUAAAAUGUAUUCAUAAUAUUGCCUAGAUCUGAUAAUUUAUUAUGACGUUGCUUAUAUGAAAUUUUAAAUGAAUCAAAUUGGGCAUUUCACAUGUUCUCUAAAUAUUCUUUUGUAAUUUACUUAUAAUAA